CAGCAUUUCACAACCUGCUGGCCUGUGCCAGACCCAGUCCCAGCCCCAGCUCGGAGCAGCUCCCGGAGGAGCCGGCGGGGGACUGGCAGCCUUUGCAAGCAGCCCGGCAGUCCUGCAACGGAGCCCCCGCAAGCGGAGGCGCUGGGACGAGGGAGGAGCACCCCCGACGGUGGGAAGCGAGUGCUGAGCAGCCAUGGACAGGAUGCACCAGGUCGUUGGGAGAGCGAGAGCCGCCUUCAACUCAGGCCGGUGCCGCUCGCUGGAGUUCAGGAUGCAGCAGCUGAAGGCCCUGGAGCGGAUGGUGCAGGAGAAGGAGGAGGAGAUCGUGGCAGCCAUCAAGGCGGAUCUGCACAAGAGCGGGCCCAACGCGUACAGCCAUGAGAUCCUGUGUGUGAUGCGGGACCUGAUCAUGGCCAUUGACAAGCUCUCGGCCUGGGCAGCCCCUCGGCCUGUGCAGAGGGACCUGCUGACAUUGCGGGAUGAAGUCUACAUUGUUCCUGAGCCGCUGGGGGUGGUGCUGAUCAUGGGGGCCUGGAACUAUCCCUUCCUCCUGGUCAUGCAACCUUUGGUCGGGGCCAUCGCAGCAGGCAAUGCUGUGGUGAUAAAGCCAUCGGAGAUUAGUGAGAACACGAAUCGGGUGGUGGCUGAUCUCUUGCCCCAGUACCUUGACCAGGAGCUGUACCCUGUGGUCACUGGAGGAAUACCUGAGACAACAGAGCUGCUGAAGCAGAGAUUUGAUCACAUCUUCUACACUGGCAACUCCACAGUAGGCAAAAUCGUGAUGGCAGCAGCCGCCAAGCACCUGACACCUGUCACCCUGGAGCUGGGCGGGAAGAGCCCCUGCUACAUCGACAAUGACUGUGACCUGGCCGUCGCCUGCAGGCGGAUAGCAUGGGGGAAAUACAUGAACUGUGGGCAAACCUGCAUUGCCCCAGACUACAUCCUCUGCGACCCCUCCAUCCAGAGCAAAGUGGUGGAGAACAUCAAGGCGACUCUGCAGGAAUUAUAUGGGGAAGACGUGAAGAAGUCUCCGGAUUACGAAAGGAUCAUCAACAAGCAUCACUUCAGGAGGAUCCUGGGCCUGCUGGAAGGGCAGAAGAUCGCUCACGGGGGAGAGGCUGAUGAAGCCUCCUGCUUCAUAGCACCGACUAUCCUCACUGACGUUUCUCCGGCAUCAAAAGUGAUGGAGGAGGAAAUCUUUGGACCAGUCCUCCCCAUUCUGCCUGUGAAGAGCGUGGACGAAGCCAUUGAGUUCAUCAACUCUCGGGAGAAGCCCCUUGCGCUGUAUGUCUUCUCCAACAACAAGAAGUUAAUCAAAAGAGUCAUCUCGGAAACCUCCAGUGGUGGUGUUACUGCAAAUGAUGUCAUCAUGCAUUUCUUCCUCUCAACCUUACCCUUUGGGGGUGUCGGUAAGAGCGGGAUGGGCGCCUACCACGGCAAGCACAGCUUCGAGACCUUCUCCCACCACCGCGCCUGCUUGAUCAAGGACAUGAAGAUGGAGGUUGCGAACAAACUCCGGUACCCACCUGGCAGCCAGAAGAAGGUGGAUUUGGCCAAGUUCUUCCUCCUGAAGAUGUUUAACAAGCGCCAAACUGGACUAGUCAUCUUGGCCCUGCUGGGGAUUGUGGCAGCCGUGGUGAUGAAGAACCACCAGUCUCUGCUGAAGAGAAAAGCCCUCUUGAUUGUGCUGGCUGUUCAGAGGCUGGGCUGGCUCAGUGUGUGGUAAGGAGGAGCAGGUUUCAGAGCACUGCUGUGGCUGUCACGGUGAGGUGGUGUACUACUGAAGAGAGAAGGCGCAAGUGCAUGUCAUACUCUGCGUGCUCGCUUUGUGUCUUUGCCUUAAGCUGAGAAGCCAUUUUUUAAUUUAGUACUGGGUUGUUUCAGUGAGCUGUCAAGCACAUGGAGUAGCCUUACAGAGGCACUAACCAAGAGAAGGCUCGGACUCCUGUUUACUAAAAAGCCAUGCUGAAACAGAAGGACCAGUGGGUACAAGCUCUCAAAAGGAGGACUGCGGAACAAGAAAUACCAGUCCCUACCUCCCCCCCGCCAUGCGGAGCGCUGCUUCCAGGGACACACGCGCACACCGUGUCUUGCACCAAACCGCUUCCCUUCCUUCGGUGACAAAGAGGAGCUCAAGUGUCAGCUGUGAUCGGGUUGUCAGUGUGUUCCCUGCGGUGUUCGGGAUGGUCUGUCUGCUGUUGUGCUCCGAACAACCACCCUCUUGGUGAUGAGUCUGACAGGCCGUGCUGGCCAGUGCAUUUUACCAAUAGUGAUGGUUAUGAAUAAAUCUAGGGAGGUUCCCCUUGUCGUUUGAUUGAGGUGCAAUAUUCACGGAUCUCUGCGAACGAGCAUUAUCCGCAGCUGGUCAGGGGAUGCAGGCCGACACCCUUUUUGAGGUUCUGGGUUUCAUCGUGUGCCUGUAACAAUUUGGCAUUUAGAAAAUUACAAAGAUGAUACCUGCACUACCUGUAUUUUGCUGACAAGAGUAUCUUAAGCUCAUACAGAAGAACUUCCAGGCCUGUACAGAGAAGUGGGAAUGACAAAGCACCCUGUUGUGGUUAGCCCAGGUGGGCAUCUGCACCCACCCAGCCGCUCACUCGCUGCCCCAGUGGGAUGGGGAGGAGAAUCGGAAGGGUAAAAGUGAGAAAACUUGUAGGUUGAGAUAAGGACAGUUUAAAAAGUAAAGUGGAAGCUGGGUGUGCAAGCAAGUGAAUUAAGGAAUCCUCUCAUUACCUCCCCUCGGCAGGCAGGUGUUCAGCCAUCCCCAAGAAAGCAGGGCUCCAUCACACGUAACGGUGACUCAGGAAGACAGAUGCCAUCGCUCCCGGUGUCCCCCCUGCCCUCCGCUUCUUUCCCCCCAUAGCUUUUGUAGCUGAGCACAAUGUCACAGGGUCUGGAAUGUCCCGUGGGUGGCUUGGGGUCAGCUCUCCCAGCUGUGUCCCCUCCCCGCUUCUUGCCGACCCCAGCCUACGCGCUGGCGGGCCAGCGUGAGAAACAGAGACCGUGACGCUGUGCAGGCACCGUUCGGAGGCAGCUAAAGCACGGGUGUGUCACCUAGGCUGUUUUGGUCACAAAUCCAAAACACGGCACCGUCCCACUCUGAAGAAACCUAGCGACUAUGAUGAAAAUUAACGCCAUCCCAGCCAAAACCAGUACAAACCCAAUUCCUGGUCAGAUUCCUCCAAGGGAAAACAAAUGACUGUGAGUGUGUCCUCCUUUGUGUUUGAGCUUCUGGGUCUGUUAUAAUCUUGCACUGGGAGAUAACAUGGGGCUUGUUCUAGAUUGGGGAGAGGAUGCUGGAGAAAUUUAAGGUGAAAGGACCUUAGAAAUAUUAAUGUUUAAAUAAGGAAAAUUUGAAAAUUAUUACUAAAUGCAAUUAAUAUAGGGUAGAAAAUUAUAUUUACUGUGCAAUAGGUGGGAUUUCUUCAUGUCUGGUGAAAAUCCAUGUGCUCUAAGCCUUUUUAAUGAUACAUUUUGCAAGUACUAAAUAAAUAGUAAGAAUUUAAAUAAUAAA
Molecule: messenger RNA, 3514 nt
Organism: Phalacrocorax carbo (great cormorant)
Lineage: Eukaryota; Metazoa; Chordata; Aves; Suliformes; Phalacrocoracidae
Source: RefSeq, a predicted model, not a curated record